UCUGCAGACUCUGUCAGGCUGGUGCAUGGGACUAGUCUGUGCUCAGGCAGACUGGAGGUGAGGUUUAACCAGUGGUGGUCCUCAGUGUGUGAAGCUGUCUUUGACCAGCAGGAUGCAGAGGUGGUCUGUAGGGAGCUUGGCUGUGGACCUCCUUCAGUCUUCCAGGGGGCCCUCUAUGGAGAAGUGGAGGCUCCGAUGUGGAUCAAAGAGUUCCAGUGUGAAGGUCAUGAGUCUGCUCUCCUGGACUGUAGAAGGCCAGGCUCAGAUAGAAACACCUGCUCAACUGGCAAAGCUGUUGGACUCACCUGCUCAGAGCCUGAUGCUGUCAGGUUGUUAGGAAGAGACAGUCGCUGUGCAGGAACACUGGAGGUGAAACGUCAGGGAGACUGGAGACCAGUGGGUGCCGGUUUCCGCAGCCGUGUUUUCACCCCGAAGACAGUAGCUGUUGCCUGUGAAGAGAUGGACUGUGGCUCUGCUGUUUCUGUAGAAAAGAGAGAGUCCUCAGUAAGAUCUGUGUGGAGUAUCAUCUCUGACUGUGUUCUCUCUGGAUCUACUCUGAGGGAGUGUGCAACAUUAGAUCAAAGUUCCUCAAUCAUUUAUCUCACCUGCUCAGACCUGCUGCUUCAGCCCAACAUCUCUGUGUCCUCCUCCAUGGAUGGGGUCUCCAAGGCCCAGCAGCAGGGGGUCGAAGUGUCUAGGGGCUCCACCUUCACCAUCACCUGCUCCAUCCAGCCACAGUACCCAGGAGGCUCCUUCCAGCUCACCUUCACCUCCUCCAACUCAUCACACAACUACACUCAGCCAGCUGUCAAUCACUCUGCCCACUUUCUGUUUCCUGCAGCAGAGCCCGCCCACCAAGGAAGUUACAGCUGUGUUUAUCACGUCUAUGUUGUUGCUCAUAACUUCUCCUCUAAGAGCGGUCUGCUCUCUCUCACUGUCUCAGAUCCAACACUUUUUAUCAUCCGAGUGGUCGUCCUGCCGCUGUCUCUGCUGUUGGUGAACACUGCCCUUUACUUCUACUGUAAGGCCAGCAGGGGGCAGAGUGCGGGCAGACAGGAGAAUAUUGAGCUGUAUUAUUGUAACCUGGAUGUUCGAAGGAGGGCCAACUGAAGAGGAAGGAGCUCAGGGAGCAGAGUAACAUCUCCAAGGAGCUCAUCUCACAUUUCUGACACACAACCCACCAUCAGCUCGUUUUGAUACACAUGUUCCCUUUAAACAAUAAGACCGGAAUUAUUAUAUUUUUUAUUAUAUUUUUCAAUCUGUCAAUAUGAAAAGACCAAACCAACAAGGUGUUAGUCUCUUCAUACUUUCUGACUUCCUGUCUGUGGCUCUUAGCUGCACCUCACAGAUCUAACGUUUAAUUUGAAAACUAGACUUGAAGGCAGGUAUAUUGGAGUCCAAGCAGCCAACGCAAUUUGAAACCAAAGCCACACUGACCCAGGAAACAAUGUUCACCAAAUAAUGUUAGAUAUUGAAUUUCAUUGUCAUGUAUUGUCCAAAUUCUGUAACACAAUACUUGACGUGAAAAUCAAUUUUGGUGAUAAAUUUAACACUUGCUUGCUCGCCAAAGUGGGUGUCCCAUGUACAAAGGCUGUGUCCUUAUCGCAGCCACCGGGUUCAAUUCCAACCCGCUGCCUUUUGCUGCAUGUCAUCCCUCUCUCUUCCCCUUUCACUCUUAAGUUGUCCUAUCAAAUAAAGGCAAAAAAAAGUUAACAACUGAAUUGUGAGAUGACAGGAAAAACAUGUUACAGAGCUGUGUAUUCUUAAUCCGCUCCCGGGUUCCCAGAACCUGCAGUUUAUUUAGUAUUUUGACCACCUGCUCCCACACGCAGCAAAGUUAAAACUGCCUGCUCCUUCAAGAUUUGUGUUGAUUCCUGCAGGAUCCCACUCCCAAUACAGCCCUUUAUUACAGAGCCACCUGCUGUUAGAUCUGUGAUCUGGAGCACAUCCAGUCUGUGAUAGCCUGACAUCACCAGACCAAAUCACAAAUGCAAAUCAGUCCAGAACCUCUCAGUUCUCUCAGUUGUCUAUUUCCGAGCCGUGUUAUCGGCGGCCGUGGCCCAAAAUGCCUCUGGAUGCAACUGGAUACACAUAUAACCAAUCACAGAAACAGUGUGUGAUGUAAGUUAACGCUUUAAAACAGAUGACAGCAUGCAGAGAUGAGCUGUGAUGGUGUGGCAUCAAUAUGUCUGUGAACGAGUAUUGCAGUUAAUCAUGCUUUUGUGAAAUCCUGUUGGAAGUACAGCAAUCAACAAAAUGUUUAAAUGCAGUUGAUUGUUCUUUAAGUGAAAAUGUACCGUCUAAUUCGUUCAAUACUGAUGUGACAGCGGCUUCAACAGAAAGGUCCACAACAGCUGUAACCCUUUUUGUUGUUUUCAGAAAGGUCUAACCGGUGCUUCUCUUUAUCGUCUCCAUCUCAAACAUGUCCCAUAUUAGAUAAACGUCUGUGAUUGGCUGUCAGAUCUGAGGUUGCUAGAAAUCUGUCGAAGCACCUGAGGCAUCUGCCAGAGCAAAUACAAUAUGAGCUUUUACAUUAAUGUGGUUCCCAGGUAAUGUUGGUGAACCACAUCUGGUCCAGUGAUGAGUAUCUCUUGGUGUUCGUGAUGAAAAUACAAUUUUGCAUAAUUUUGGACUUAAAGCUGGGGUAAGGUGUUGUAUUUUGAUGUCUCUGGGCAAAUAUCCCAUAAUUAACUUGAAGUAUAUUGUAAUUCAAGUGGUCUGCGAGAAAACUAGACCUCUGCACCUCCUCUUGGCUCAGUUUUCAGGCUUUGGAACAGUUAGCCCGUGACUGGAGGAUCUGGCCAAUCACAGGUCAUUUCAGAGAGAUGGCGUUCCUAUUGGCUGUUCAACAAAUGCAGAUGCGCAUGCAUGUGUCUUUGGUGAAAGCCUGUUUCAAUGGCAGAGAAUCCUGCAGAGAAAGUUGCUAUUCCAGCAUUGGCAAUAACUACCUGCACUGCAAAGCAGCCCAAAAAAGGAAAAUGGAAGCCUGUAGCUCCAUUCCUCUAAUGGAGCUACAGGCUCACAGCUGCAGCUUCAAGUUUCAUUUUUGGUCUGAGAAACAGAAUAAGAGAGAGUGGGACAAGGAGGGUCAGAGUGAAUGUGCUGCGCGUUACAAUGAAUUUAGAUGAAAUAAAUCCCUGUAAAGGGAAACACUGGGUUACUGUAUGAAGUGUAGAAGCGAAAAUCAGUGCCUUGAAGUGGGCCAGAUGGCACCCGACCUCGUCUCCUACUUCUCCUGCAGAUCGUCCUCUGAUGUGGAUUUAGUACCUUAGGUUCAGUUGGCAAACACUUAGAGAAUCACUGGAGUCAAAUAGAAUCUGGUGCAAUCGAGUUUAAUGUGUUCACAAGCAGCAACACAUACAACUCAUUGAGUUAGGCUCCGGAGCACGACUGAAGUUUCACUCUCUGCGCUCUUCCUUUUAUGCUGGUGAAGAUUCGAGAGAAUCUCCACCCUUUUCCUUUAAUCCUUCCCACCUAGACCCAAACCUAUUGGUGGCAGAUCUUUUUCUUUUUAGCCUUUUUCCAUCUGGUCCAAAUCUAUUGGUAGCAGGCCCCUUGGGCCCUUGCCCAAACAUGACCUAGGCCUGGAAAUCCCCAAAUUCUCCCACCAUUAGGUUCGGGGCUGGUUUCACUUUAUUUUUUUAAAAAUGUAUGAAACCUGGGGACUUUCUCUAUACAGUCCCCUGUGCUUUCAUGCAAUGUGAGCUUUUGAGUGUGUGUCAUACAAUACAAACA
Molecule: messenger RNA, 3735 nt
Organism: Epinephelus lanceolatus (giant grouper)
Lineage: Eukaryota; Metazoa; Chordata; Actinopteri; Perciformes; Serranidae
Biological process (GO): zymogen activation
Cellular component (GO): plasma membrane
Molecular function (GO): serine-type endopeptidase activity
Source: RefSeq, a predicted model, not a curated record